This is a messenger RNA of Hippocampus zosterae (dwarf seahorse), 2573 nucleotides long. RefSeq names its product armadillo repeat containing 1 (gene armc1). The record is from RefSeq and is a predicted model, not a curated record. The transcript is spliced from 7 exons. Bases 301 to 1137 code for a protein of 278 amino acids. Gene Ontology annotation, molecular function: metal ion binding; protein binding. NCBI's taxonomy places the organism in Eukaryota, Metazoa, Chordata, Actinopteri, Syngnathiformes, Syngnathidae.
GGGAACCAUUUACACCGGUAGGUGUAAGAUUUCAACGAACGUACCCACUGACGUGCCCCAACAUCCAAAACAGUGUGCACAGCUGCUAGCUUAAACGAGCAUAGUCGAAGAAAAGGCAGAGGGCCCUUCCUUUCUAUUAUCAAAGGUUGUUUUUAAAACUGACAUUUUGUGUCCGGCUCUGCACGUUUGCGUCUUGCGUCACCGAGCUUUAGCCGUGGCUGUCUCAUGGUUUCGCCGAAUACUGACUGAAAGUCAGGGAGAAGUCGGUUGGAUGCGCGUGGCCGCCGGACGGGAGGCGCCAUGAGUGCGGAGUUGGAUGCGCUGGCGGUGGUGAACCAGUUGCGGGACCUUGCUGCAGACCCCCUUAAUCGCAGGGCCAUCGUAGAGGAUCAGGGAUGCUUACCCGGGCUCAUUCUUUUCCUGGACCACCCGAACCCACAGGUGGUCUACUCUGCACUGCUGGCCGUGCGCUACCUGGCGGAAUGUCGAGCCAACAGGGAGAAAAUGAAGGGCGAGCUGGGCAUGAUGCUGAGUUUGCAGAAUGUCAUGCAGAAGAGCACGUCACCCGGUGAAACUAAACUGCUGGCCUCAGAGAUCUAUGAGAUCUUCCAGUCGGCUGGGAAGGAGGAAGCCGAGCAGGCAGAGGCGGCCGCCACCUCCUGUCGACGAAAGGCUCAGUUCUUCCUGGGCUCCAACAACAAGAGGGCCAAGACGGUAGUGCUGCACAUCGAUGGCCUGGACGACUCGACCCGUAGGAGCCUCUGCGAGGAGGCCUUGCUGAAGAUCCGUGGAGUCAUCAGUUUCACUUUCCAGAUGGCCGUCAAGAGAUGCGUUGUGAGGAUCCGCUCCGACCUUAAAGCUGACGCGCUGGGCACAGCCAUCAACUCCACCAAAGUGAUGACAGCCCAGCAGGUGUUGAGGACGGAAGACGGAGGAGAGCUGUUCAUGCCAUUCCAAGAGGACGGCGAGGGCGCCUCGGCGGUGGAGGAGAACACGGACAUUCCAGACUACCUGCCCGAGGAGGAGAGUCCGUCACAGGAUCCGAACAAGGCGGUGACACGCGUGGGCUCCGUCACGGACGGAGUGGGCUGGCUCAACACGGCCACCAACUUCCUGACUCGCUCUUUCUAUUGGUGACCCCCCCCGCCCCCCCCAUACCACCAUACGAAGUGGGCUUAGCCUGGACUUGACACAGACACCGAGCGCUACAGCGUGUGUGUAUGUUAAGCGUUCGCUGUAUAUCCCCAAACUCCAGGACUUGAGAUCAGCUGACACAAAGGAUGCUUGUUCCGUUAAGUUGGGAGAUGAUUUUUUUUGGUGCAUGACACACACCCUCUCCUCCCCCUUUCCGGGAUAUUUAUCAUACUAACACUUUCACACUUCAGUUUUUUUAUUAUUAGCAUGCAUUAGUGCCAAUCGACCCCCCCCCCCCCCAUUGCUUUUGCGUGCCUUUAUUUUAUUUUUUUUGACGGGAACAUUUCUUUGUAAUUAUUAUUUAUUCAUUGUUGGAGUAUCCUUAAAGAGCGCAGAACAUGUAGCCCCCCCAUCAGUUUUAGUCCUCCAAGGGUCCUAAAAGUAAUACAGUAAUAAUAAUCAUAUUAAUAAUAAUGAUAAAUUGAAGAAAAGUGUAUUUUUUCGGUUGGGAGAAUUUGGGCUGGUUUCAGUUGCAAAGAUCAAACAAUUAAAAAUGUCAUUGAAUAAAAUGGCCUUUUAUUGGGUUAAUUAUCUUAACAAUAAUGAAAAUAACUGAUGUGAAUUAAAAUUAGAAUACAUAUUUUGGUGUUCAUUUCAUUCCCCUCAUCUAAAUUUCAAAAAUAAAAAAUAUAAGAUGAUUUGUUUAAAAAAAAAAUUAAUUGCGGUUACUUUUUGGGGGCGACUUGUUUUAAUUUGAAUGUAAUGUAUUUUUAAUUUAAGUAUAAAUUUAUAUGGAGAACAAUCUAAACAUAAGUCAAUGACAUUUUGGGCACGUCCUCUGAUGAUGAAACACUUCAAAUAAAAUACAUCAUAAACAUUGUUGGAUCGCAUCAAUUUCUCCCCUCAAAAUGGCCCCUGAUCGGAAAAAAAAAACACACGUUCAUAUAAGUCUUGUGUACAAUUUGUCAACGGUGCUUGACCCCCACCUUGCAACAUUCUGUCCCGUUUUGGUUUUUGCGAGUCACUCAACAACUACAAAAAAAAAAAAAGGAAUCUGUGAUGCCAAAAGUGCUUACCUCAUAUCCCAGGUUGACCUGUUAUCUCCCCGGCAUCACGUCUCUCAUAAUUAACGUCCCGCACACAACAAACCCACACAAUGCAGUGCUGACUAGGCCACUUGUCUCGUCUCUUGUUAGUCGAGGUCCUAACGCUGCGGCGUGACCUUAAUCCAGCGGCGACUUCCUGGUCAAGCUUUUUUUUUUUUUUAAAACCAUUGCGUUACUGUGAUUUUUAUUUUAUUUUUGGGGGGUAUAUUAAUCAUCCUCGCGUGUUGCUCAGUGUCCUCAUAUUACAUCCGAACGGUAGAAAUGUACAGACAUCCAACCGUAUAAUAUACUGUAAUGCUCAUUCCUGUAAAAGACCAUAAACUUCAAAUUCAA